Pseudomyrmex gracilis is the source of this 5478-nucleotide messenger RNA. RefSeq names its product zinc finger protein 423 homolog (gene L). Gene Ontology annotation, cellular component: nucleus. Gene Ontology annotation, molecular function: RNA polymerase II transcription regulatory region sequence-specific DNA binding; DNA-binding transcription factor activity, RNA polymerase II-specific. The transcript has 7 exons. Gene Ontology annotation, biological process: regulation of transcription by RNA polymerase II. The coding region runs from base 767 to 4714 and encodes 1315 amino acids. The record is from RefSeq and is a predicted model, not a curated record. Lineage: Eukaryota; Metazoa; Arthropoda; Insecta; Hymenoptera; Formicidae.
UCGACGGUGGAUCGAUCGUCGACCCAUGCGAUCCAGACCUACCUGUACUCACGUACUCUGUGCGAUAGGGAUCCGGGGACCAGCGCGCGAGUUCGCCGACAGUUCCGUACAGUUGUUGAGGUAUACCGACGACGAAGUGCCAAUGACUUCUGGGUGACGAUUGUGGAACAAUCGAAAAGUGAUCACGACAGACAACUGCGAUGCGAAGGUGAUACUUUGGGAGUUUAUUCGAGAGACGAUCACGUCGGUUGAAUUUGAACAUUGUGAUACCGAUAACGAUUCAAGAGACGGCAAAUGAUAAAAGAUUGUUUUUGAAGGAUUACAUCGAGAUAACAUUGUAAGCGAUUGACAAGUGCCUUAAAUAUCGAAAACUGGACUGGAAACCGUUAAUUAACAUUGGAAUUUAUUUAAACCGAUAUUGAGACGAUCCUAUCGUCGGUGCGAUACAAACGUUCCGAUCGAUAUUCGACGCCCGUUGUGAUCAGGUAGUCUUAACGUGUCAGCUGACUUAUCGAUUUCUACGAAGCUCUUUUUCUCAGCUGAUCCUAUUUCUACAAUACUCGCAGCAAGCUCUCGGCAAGUUGGCUUGUUAUUAUCGCGGUGAUGACAAUUUUUGCUAUUAUUAUUAUUAUUAUUAUUAUUAUUAUUCAUACCAAACCCACGUGGACGUGCUUGGUGACGAAUUGAAAAACGAUCGAAAAUAAAAACUUGUUCGCCAGAGUGAGCGCAACGGCGAGAACUUCUUGAGUGUUUGAAAAACUUCAAAAUGCUUUUUAAAGGCAACAGCUCGCGGCUGGAGUUGUUGAUAGGAAAAAUUCAAGCGCACAAGGAACCGUCACAGGAAGAGCAACGAUUUCACAAGUCUAAAGAGGCCUUAGGAACCGGAAGUUCCUCGUGGCAUAGCGAGGAUGGUGGACCGAACUCGCGCCGCGGUGGCGAGACACCGUCUUCCUGCGCGACACCGACGUCAGCGAGUUUCCCGUCGGAACCUGAAGUCGAUGCUGACGGCAGUGUCAAUCCCGAGACCAACAACCCCGCCGCCCCCUAUCCCUGUCAGUUCUGCGACAGAACGUUUCCGCGACUCAGCUAUUUGAAGAAGCACGAACAGAGCCACGGCGAUCAGAUGCCGUACCGAUGCAAUUGGUGCGCCAGAUUGUUCAAGCACAAGCGUAGUCGCGAUCGUCACAUAAAGCUGCACACCGGGGACAAGAGAUAUCGUUGCGUACAAUGCGAAGCCGCAUUUUCCAGAAGUGACCAUUUGAAAAUUCAUAUGAAAACGCACGACACCCAGAAACCUUACCAGUGCACAGCCUGUUCGAGAGGCUACAACACAGCCGCGGCCUUGACGUCGCACAUGCAAUCCCACAAGAAGCAUCAUCAGUCAUCCUCCCAGUCGACCGGCAAGCUUCACGACGUCGACUACGGCAGAAGAAGCGUGUCCUCGCACAGCACGUCGUCGCCACCGAUACCAUCGUCGCCGUCGCCAUCGCUGAAUCUCAGUCUGAACACGAGGAACGUUCUGAAGACGUCGCAGAGCAGUGCCUCCACCACGCCCGUUCUCAGCUCGCCGCUAAAGCUCGCUUGCAUGUACUGCACGCGGGACUCGUUCAGUUGCAUGCAACAGCUGCAGAUGCACGUGCACACGAUGCACCAGGCGAUUCUGAGCGGCGCGGAGGAUUUGGCGCGACCGCCGUCACCGAGCAGACCGCCGAGCGAGCAACGGACAACCGUCUGCAAACCGUUGGAACACCAAGACAGUUCGAAGAGCUCGCGUUCGGACCGAAAAUAUCCGGUCGAAGAUCGGAACGAGAGACCCAACGAACGUGAUCACUAUGAAAACGCGUUUACCUGCAACCAGUGCACCAUGAAGUUCUCCACGCUGGCCUGCCUGCGCGAUCACUUGCUGUCGACUCACCGACACGACACCGUUUACGGCGCGGCAAUCAUGAUGUGCCCGCUGUGCGGUAUUCCAUGUCCCACGCCGACCAAUUACGCCGAGCACUACGUUCUUCAGCACUGCGAGAACCGUCGACCUGCGCCGCCUACCGUCAUGGAUUACGGGGAAACGAAGCUGAACGGCGUUUAUGACAGUACGGCGAGAGACUCCAGAGUGUCGCGAAGUAGAGACGCGCCGGAAGCGGCGGAUCUCACAAAUAAGCACGCGACUAGAUCUACUUCGGAUACUGCCGGUGGAUACACCGCUGGUACCCUGCUGUGCGGCCAAUGCGGCGCCGCCUUGAAGGACUUUGAAUCAUUUCGCGAGCACGUAGCGCGUCACUUGCAGGCUGAUCAACGUAAUCAGGAAGUAUCCAACCGGCAACAUCCGUGUCCCAAGUGCGAAGCCGUCUUUCCGAAUCGCGAGGACAUGCUGGCUCAUCUGACCAAGCACUACCUGGGCCAGCUCAGCAAGGAGUACGCGUGCGGCGCGUGCAAGAAGCUCUAUCCGCAUCCGGACCAGCUUCAGAGGCAUCUGUUAGAUGUGCACGCACAUCAUUUAUACCGUUGCGCGCUUUGCCGGGACACUUUCGACUCUCGAGUGGCGAUACAGGUGCACUUCGCGGUGAAGCACAGCCAGGAGUGUCGGAUCUAUCGGUGCAGUGCGUGUACUUUGUCAAAUAAUGAAAACUCGCCGCCUGGAACGAACUCGGCGGCUAACGACGAUAGGAGCUACUUCAGGAGCGAGGCCGAGAUGGCCGCGCACGUGCGCAGCGUGCACGCACCUCCGCUCACCGCGUCCCUGAUGAGCAGCAGUCCAGUGGGAGCUGCGAGGAGCCCGGCUUCAACGCCCGGUGGUGUUCCACGCUGCGUCUUCUGCGGAAUCUGCUGCAAUUCGGAUUUAGAGCUUCAGCUUCAUCUGGCCAGUCACUCGACAAAUCUCUACAGAUGUCCUGUCUGCAGAGAGGGCUUUGCGGUGGAGUUUCUGCUGGACCGGCACGUUGCUCAGGCUCAUCACGCGACGACUCAGGAACAUCAAGUGUCAUCCGUCAGAAGUAGUUCAAGGGAGAACGGUCGUGUUCAUCGACCGGCCAGAAAUCAGGAAGAAACGAAGUCCUUGAAGAGAGGCCGUUCGCCAGCGUCGAGUAACAACAAUUCCCUGAAUCAGCGUGACAAUAACAAUAAACGUCCAGCUUACGGUACUUCAGGCGGUCAACAGUGUGAACUCUGCGAACGCGGCGAGUUCGCGAACGAAGCCGAGCUGCAGGCGCACAAGAAACUCGCGCACACACCCGCCAAACUAUCUAGCAAGAGUCUAUCAGCCCUGAGCAUGACGUGUGGUUAUUGCGGCGAAGUCUGUCGCUCGCGGAGCGAGUUGGAGUCGCACACGAGGAUUCAGCACGCGUCCAGCGAGCCUGGCGGACGUCACAAAUGCAACAUUUGCGACGAGGUGUGUCCGUCCGGCGCGAGCCUGGCCGAACACAAAUUGCAGAAACAUUGCAAGAUCCAAUUGAGCAAUACAUGCGUUGUGUGUCGUGGCUGUCUGACCACGGAAAGCCAAUUCCUGGACCACGUGCAGAGACACAGUCUAGAGAACGUGGAUCCGCAGCAACGACUCGAUAAUUCUCUGUCUCACUUGCCCGCAGCGUGCGUCGUCUGUCGACAAACGUUGAUUAGCGAUCUGGAAUGCCGUCUGCACGCGAGGCAUCAUCUGCGAAAUUCUUCAGGAUCACGCAGCGCUGGUUCCAGUCCGACCAGUCCCGGAAAAGGACAGAGUCAGAGCUGCUGUCUUUGCCUGCGAGAUUUCGCAAUCGAGGACUUCGUCAGUUUGCCGCCCAAUCCCGCCAGUACAAGCGGACAGCCGGUCAGAGUUUGCAAACCCUGUUACAUGCGACAUUCUCAGGGCUUGCCUAUUUUAAAUUCGACUUAUGAGCAACGAGCCAAGUACGAAGUGCCCUGGCUCGCCAAGGACGGUCAGUGGGACGGCUCUAAGGACAAGUGGGAACAUGAUAGAAGACUUAAGGUAGAAGAUCAAUCUAGGAAUGAAGUAAAUGCAGAAAAAAAACGGUGUGAAGAGUGCGGGGUAAAGUUUGAAGAUCCUGAAGAGGCGGAAAAACAUAGGAUCGCUGAACACGAAAAAUCUAACGGUGAUGGCUCGAAUUCCUACUCUUGUAUACAAUGUCAGAUGUCCUUUCCCAGCGAAGCGCUGAUUCAGCAACACGUGAGGAAAGAGCACCUUGAAACUUCCGGAAAACCGACCUUGGAAGCUUUACGAUGUCAUUUGUGCUUGUUCGAAGCCGCCAAUCCUAUGCAGUUGCAGAUUCAUUUGAUAGAACACACUUUCGCUGGCUGUGCCGCCCUUAGUUGUUACAUUUGUCAGUCGCUCUUUACAACUCCCGUUGGCCUUCAGAAUCACAUGCUGCAGGAGCACGGGCUGGGCGCUCGACCGUACGAUUGCUCCAAGUGCACGCUCAAGUUCUUCUUUAGAGCGGAGCUGGAUCAUCACGUGUUAACUUUCCAUCGUCCGGGAGAGGAAACACUUUCGUCGCCACCUGAGAACGUUCGCGAGGCGAAAAAUUGCGAGCCUGAAGAGCGCAACUGCGACAACGGGGUGACGAUAAAGAAAGAAGUGAUACAAGGCGGUGAGGAAGAGGAGGACGAGGAAGUGAACGUGGAUCAAGUGGGGCAUGAAGAGCACGAGGAAGCUAAAACACGAGAAGAGCAGAAGCUGAAGACGGAAGCGGACAACGAGACGACUUCCGGCAAAACGGAGUCGUGACUUUCUUCGGUGAUUAGAUCUCGUUCCACUGUGAAAUUAAUCGAUUGGUAGAAACUUGUUUUGGCGAAUUAUUGUUUGUUGCUUUCAGUUUAGUUUGUUGAUUCAGCCUUUCAAAGACCUUUACGAAUAUCGUGCGAAUAUUCGUGUUUUUUUUUCAGUGUUUUUUCUUUUCUACGAAUGAAUGUACGAAUUUAAGAAACAGCACUGAUAAAGAUACAAUACGAUAUUGGAAAUUUGCUUAAGGUGUUGUAUCCCUAGAAAGGACUAUCUGAAUGCAAAUAUUGAAAAACCAAUUGAGCAGACAAGAAAACAAUGUGGAAGAGAUAAAAAUCUUUUAGGAGAUUGCCAUGUGUGUGGUCUCUCCAUUAUUAUUGAUUUUAUAAAUUUCUUCAAAAUGAGAUGAUUCGUUGAUUUGAAAACAAUGCCGACGUAACAUUCGUUACAGUAUUAAUUAGAGGAAUAUUAUCGAGGAAGAUUGCCAUUUGCGUAUAUUUAUAUUCCAGAUGGUUAGUUUUUUACACAUUGAUAUUACAAUUUCGAUGUAAGGUUGUACGACGCAUUCCUCAGGCAGAGAAGAAAGGUUGUUGGUUUUUCAUUUAUCUUAUUGAUUGCUAUAAAUUGCAAGUUUAAAAAGUUGAAUACUCACGUUUCUGAAAAAAAACGUAUAUAGUAGUUUUGUUCGCGUUAAGUUUGUUAAAAAAAAUAAAUAAAUAAAUAUUCGGUGUUUAUUUUAAGAGCAAGAAUGUUCAAUAUUAUUGUAUAAU